Molecule: messenger RNA, 609 nt
Organism: Paramuricea clavata
Lineage: Eukaryota; Metazoa; Cnidaria; Anthozoa; Malacalcyonacea; Plexauridae
Source: the annotation of a GenBank genome assembly
AUGAUGCAAAACUACGUAAUGCAACAAUCUGUUUUAAACACUAUAACAGAAAAGAUCAGUAGUUUUUUAAAAUCAUCAGCGAGUGGGACCUCGUUGGGUGGCACAGCUGACCAUGUAAGGAUAGCAUCAAUAAUUGAAAAUACAUUCACUACAAAUGUGGAGGUAAACAAAAUAAUCAAUGAGUUAACAGAAUCGAUAAGAAAACAAACAGUAAGAAUUCAUGGGAAAGGAAAAGUGGUAAUUGGUCAUAUAUCCUUAACGGAAAACACAAAACUAAUAACAGAUGUAGUGUCAAAUUCAAUUGAGUCGUCAAAAUUUGGAAGCAAAAUAUUAACGGCUCUUGAUAUUAAAGGGGAUUCAAAGACCACUGGUUUUAUGACAGGAUUUAACAAUCUACUAACAUCUACUGGUUUGUCAAUGCAAACGUUUAUGAUAAUUUUACCGGUAGUUCUUAUAAGUGCAGCCAUAAUUGGCCUAUUAUUCUUUAGAUGGAUGUUUAAAUCUGAUCCGAUACAAAUACGAGCAAUGGGAAGGGACAAAAAUGAAGGAAAAGCCAGUGGUAGUGGUUGUAUGCAGAUGGUUAGAAUUAAUCCUAUUCCUGUUUUUUGA